Messenger RNA from Amaranthus tricolor (Joseph's coat), 4131 nucleotides. RefSeq names its product (R)-mandelonitrile lyase-like. NCBI's taxonomy places the organism in Eukaryota, Viridiplantae, Streptophyta, Magnoliopsida, Caryophyllales, Amaranthaceae. The record is from RefSeq and is a predicted model, not a curated record. Gene Ontology annotation, molecular function: oxidoreductase activity, acting on CH-OH group of donors; flavin adenine dinucleotide binding. The coding region runs from base 1899 to 3560 and encodes 553 amino acids. The transcript is spliced from 3 exons.
UUUAAUUUAUCUCAAUGAAGGAUUAAUAAUAUUAAUAUUUUAUUAUUUUUCGUCAUGCAUAAAAAAUGAUACUCCCUGUUAUUCUCCACAAGUAUUCCAUUUGCUCUUUAGACACUAUUCAUCUCUUACUCUUAAUUUGUAUUUUAUUAUUAAUCUAUAGGUUUAAAUAUAGUCAUCUGGAAUCUUGUUUGAUUCAUCUCAAUACAAAGAUUAUUUAUAUCAACUUUUCAUAAUGUUUAAUUAUGCACAAUUAGAGAUAAGGAUUAAAUAGAGUGCAUAAAGCAAAUGAAACACUUGUGGUGGAUAGGAAGGAGUAUUAAAUAUUAAGUAAGUGCAUUGAAUAGUAUGUAAAAAAUAAAUGGGGUGAUCUUAUUGGAUACGAGAGAGUAUAAUUUACAACCAUGCACUUUUUCUAGUUAGUUUAAAAUUAGCUGAUAAAAUCAAAUGAUAAAAUAGCUUAUAUUGACACAAAUAGAUGAUUGGGUAGUCAAACUAUUUAAUGGUAAUGUUUGGUAAAUUAACCCGUAAAACCAGUCAUUUCAAUUAGGUAUCAGUCAUUUGCCAAACACUAUAAAAACCAAUCAAUUAAGUCAUUCCAAUAAGCUUACAGCUACCAACCAUCAAAUCUUCGUUAAACACCCUUUGUAGAGAACAUACUCGCCUUGUCCAUCUCAUUCACUAUCAUUUACCAUUUUGAGUUGUCUCUUUUAUUUUGGUAAAAGUCUUGUAUAAACUUAUUUUAUACUAUUUUAAUAUGUAAUAAUAAGUAUUUUCCAAUGACUGUAUUUGAUUGUAUUUUUACGAGCCCGAGAGAAAUAAGAGAGGAAAAUAAUAAAUACUCAUUUCAUCUCACUCAUUUAGCAUCAUAUACUAUUUUGGUCCGUCUCACUUAUUUAAAUUGUUUUUAUUUUUGAACUACUUUUCAUUUUAUUUUGGUCCCUCUCAAUCUGCACUACUUUUUCAUUUUAGUUGUCCCACUCACUUUGCAUUCUUUUCUUUUUUGGCAAUAAUUCGACUUUUUUCUUUUAAUCUCAUUUACUAAUUUAUUAUCUCUCUCUAACCUAACCACUUAAUUCUAUUAUCCACUUAUAUUUUGUCUGAUUCUCCAAUUCAAAUUACUCUUUCCACUAAUUGUCGCCCAAACUAUUUUAAAUGCAUUCUCAUCAAACCGGAAAAUAUCUAUAUUUUUCUUUAAAAAUACCUUAUCUCUCUUUUUAACUUAUUCAAAUGAAUAGUCUAGAGUAAAGAGGUGUUAAUGUGCUUUGUAACUAAUUAAGACUAGUCGAGAGUAAAGACGCGUUAAAGGAUAUAGUAUUUCCUCUGUUUCACUAUACUUGUUAUAUUUGACUUUUUACGCAAUUUAAUGUGUUAUUUUGAUCAUUUAUAUAUUGAAUUAUACACAUUAGCCGAUUUGACGAUUCAAACAAGAUUCGACUUGCCUACAUUUUUUUAAAUACAUUAGCCGCUAUAUAUAAAUAAGUUUAAACGAUAAAUAGUGUUAAAAUUUGCUAUAUAGCGAGUAUUUCAGAACAGAAAUAAUAGGAGCAAAGAUGGGGCAAUCUUGCAAUUGCUAAGUAUAGAGAAGGCAAGUAAGAAAUUCAAAAAGAAAGGCGGUAAAGAUAAUAAGAUCAAAUCAUCAUGUACUUGAAUUAUGUUUGCUAUAAACAAUUCAAAUUAUCCAUUAAUUGAUUUACUCUUCCUCCAGAAUUAACCACUUUCUAACCGAAUUUCUAACCAUACCUACUUCCCUUUCUCUCUCCUCUCCCUUCCCUUUCUCUCUCUACACUUGCUCAUUCUCAGCAGCCAUUAAUUUUCUUUCUCUCACUUCAUCUUUGAGUUGCAUUCUCUUUUGGGGAUUCUGUUAACAACUUCAAGAAACUGAGAAAUCUUUCAAGAAAAUGGUGCAAAUGGAGAUACCCAUUUUAUUUUAUGCUAAAUGCUGGGAAACAUGGCUGCUAAUCUUGAUCUUUCUUAGCUUUUUUGGGUUUAACAGAGCACAAUCGCAAGAGGCUCCUGCAUAUCUCCAAUUUACUAUGAACGCCACUGAGUUUCCGAUAGAAGACUAUUAUGAUUAUAUAAUUGUUGGAGGUGGAACUUCUGGGUGUCCAUUAGCUGCUACAUUGUCACAAGAAUACAAGGUCCUAUUGCUCGAACGAGGAGGAGUACCCUACAGGAAUCCAAACUUGAUGACACAAGAGGGAUUUUUGUCAGGCCUUUUGCAGAUUGAUACGUUUGAUUCUCCUGCACAAGCAUUUACUUCAGAGGAGGGCGUGCCUAAUACUCGUGGUCGGGUUCUAGGCGGAAGCAGUGCUAUAAAUGCCGGGUUUUAUAGUCGAGCUGAUCAAGACUUUUACGAGAAAUCAGGUAUUACUUGGGAUUUAAGAAUGGUAAAUCAGUCAUAUGAAUGGGUUGAGAAUUCUAUUGUGUUUCGACCCGAGUUGAGAAGUUGGCAAUCUGCUGUUAGAGAUGGACUGUUGGAAGCUGGUGUUGGCCCUUACAAUGAUUUCAGUUUGGAACACGUUUUAGGAACAAAAAUUGGGGGUUCGAUAUUUGAUCCUUCUGGUCGAAGGCAUAGUGCUGCGGAUCUUUUGAACUUUGCCGGGGCUGCAAAUAUAAAAGUAGCUGUUCAUGCAAGUGUGCAGAGGGUUAUACUUGCUACAAAUUCAGCAUCAAACUCGAAAUUGUCAGCAAUCGGAGUGGUUUAUCGCGAUGCACUAGGCCGUUAUCAUCACGCAAUGGUGCGUGAUCAAGGAGAGGUUAUUCUUUCCGCAGGUGCAAUUGGGACUCCUCAGCUUCUUUUACUUAGUGGGAUCGGUUCAAGGCCAUACCUGUCGUCAUGGGGUAUUCCGGUUGCCCAUCACUCGCCUUAUGUAGGCCAGUUUCUAUACGAUAACCCGAGAAAUGGGAUUUCGAUUGUGCCACCAACGCCUUUAGAGCAUUCGCUAAUUCAAGUAGUUGGUAUCACCAAAUCAGGGGCAUACGUAGAAGCUGCAUCGAAUGUGAUCCCAUUAUCUGCAGUAUCACAUUCUGCUUUUACUCGAUCACCUUCAUCUCCUCUUUAUCUAACCGUCGCCACACUCAUGGAGAAAAUCACAGGUCCGGUUUCAUCUGGUUCGCUUCAGCUGGCUUCGACAGAUAUUAGGCUAAACCCAACUAUCAGGUUCAACUAUUUCAGUGACCCACAAGAUCUGCAGUUGUGUGUAUCAGGCAUGCGUAAAAUAGGGGAGAUUCUAAGAAGCCGGUCCAUGGAUGAUUUUAGGUUUACGAGGCCUGGGGGUAGAGACUUCAGAUUUCUUGGACCUGCAAUGCCUAUUGACCAAUCUGAUGACUUGUUAAUGGGUGAAUUCUGUCGACGGACUGUGAGUACUAUAUGGCACUAUCAUGGUGGAUGCAUUGUUGGAAAGGUUGUCGAUGAAGAUCUUCGAGUGAUGGGCAUUGAUGCUCUCAGAGUUGUGGAUGGUUCCAUUUUGACUGUCUCUCCUGGAACCAAUCCUCAGGCCACUGUUCUAAUGCUUGGCAGAUAUAUGGGAGCUAAGCUGAUCAAUGAAAGACCAAGAUAAGAGGUUGCUUUAUGUGCAGCAAAAACAGACAGAAGUACAUAUAUGCUGAUUGUUGAGUCCCUUUUGACAUACAACCAGGGACUUAGGUUUAUGAUUCUAUUACUUUGAUUUUUUUGUUAUUGUUCAAAUUUUUGCUCAUUUUUGUAAUACUUUAAAGUUUCAACUUGAAACUACUACUACUAUUUUGUUACAAACAUCAUGUAUAGGUUUUUUUUGGCCCAUAUGCCGUUGACCUGUUGUGUAUCAUGAUUAACAAAUUGUUGUGAGAGACGGUCUUUCUAAAAGACAUAUUAAAUAUAUGGGCUAAAUAGUCCAAUUGAUACCAAUUAAAGAGAAAAUAAGAAUGUGGGCUUCUUGUUUUGAGGUCGUCUCUUUAAGAGGCGAUCUCUCAUAAGAGUAGCUGAUCAUGAUUUUUGCUGGGUCCUUGAUCAAACCUGGCUGCCUAGUAAUGUUGGACUUUGAUUUGUCUUGUUGUAAUUGGUAGUAGGAUACACAUUAAACAUUAUAUACUCUUUCCUAGGUUUGUUCCUAUGAAAUAGUUCUAUUUCUAUUUUGGUCCAUCUCAAAUAGU